Messenger RNA from Phanerochaete carnosa HHB-10118-sp, 470 nucleotides. RefSeq lists its product as uncharacterized. The record is from RefSeq and is a predicted model, not a curated record. NCBI's taxonomy places the organism in Eukaryota, Fungi, Basidiomycota, Agaricomycetes, Polyporales, Phanerochaetaceae. The transcript has a single exon. The annotation marks the transcript as partial.
UAUGCUAGCCACUCUGGUUAAUCCGCCUGCCGACUUUGGCCGAAUUUACGCUCGACGGGGACAAUUAAGUCCGCCGAAUGCGUUAGCGCGAACAUCCGGUAGCCAUAGGUUUUCGAUAACGUCCCGUAUUUCAACACGGUGGAGUACUUGCUUAACGUUCGAAGCUGGUGCAUUGGACCACGUAUAUCAAAGUAGGAGCACGCAAGUGCCUGAAGAAGCUGAGGCUUUCCUGACUCUCUUCAAGAUGCUUUCUUGCAGCGCGGAGAAGCUCGUGCCCGAGGGUGAGAAGGUAACCUGGUACUCCUGUGCAAGAUUAUCCUUGCGUUAAUACAUCUUUAUUCGAAUCCGGGAAUAGCAUGGAAGAGGAAAACCGUCUGCAGCUCCGGGAGCUUGCGCUGCGUCAUGCCCGGACGGUCGUGUAGUCAUCUGGACUUGAAGUUAAGAGCCGAAGAUGUUAGGGUGAGUCACUC